Messenger RNA from Penicillium antarcticum, 186 nucleotides. RefSeq lists its product as uncharacterized. The record is from RefSeq and is a predicted model, not a curated record. Bases 1 to 186 code for a protein of 61 amino acids. The transcript has a single exon. Lineage: Eukaryota; Fungi; Ascomycota; Eurotiomycetes; Eurotiales; Aspergillaceae.
AUGGCGGAACGAAGGGAAGAGUGCUUCCUCGAGUAUGAGCAGUGUGAGUCGGGAAGCUUCAGCAAAAGUGGUGGUACUGUCAUCUCCAAGGGUGGGAAAGAGGAAGUGAAAGUGGUCAAGUGUAGACAGGACAUUGUGCUGCUGGAAACAUUCGAUGACAGCGGGGAGAUGUGGAUCGGGCAAUGA